AAACUUGUAAAUUUUGCAAGUAGGUUCCAACUCCGACAACAUGAAUUAACCAAUUGUAAUAAAUGUGAAUGAUUAUCAAACUAAUUAAAAGAAUACUCUACAAUUGUCAGUACGUAAAACGCAGAAAAAGUACUUACAUACGUAUUUUUAAACCUAUUCGAUAGUAGCACACGUUAUACUCUAUAUAACGCUAAAAAGCGCAGACAAUUAAUGGUGUAAGCAAUAACCAAUUACCAAAUUAUAUAAUUUUAUGAGAUUGAGUUUCAUCUAAAGCCGGCAAAAUUAAUUACUAUUCUCAAUUUGAGGAUAUUCCGAUCAUGGCAAAGCCAGUUCUCUACUCAUACUGGCGCAGCUCUUGUUCAUGGAGAGUUCGCAUUGCUUUGAAUUUAAAAGAAAUACCAUAUGAUAUUAAAGCAGUGAGUCUGAUUAAGGGAGGUGGGGAGCAACACUGCAAUGAAUACAGGGAAGUCAAUCCUAUGGAGCAAGUUCCUUCCCUAAUCAUCGAUGGACAAACACUGAUAGAAUCUUUGAGUAUAAUGCAUUAUAUAGAAGAAACUAGACCUCAACGAUCCCUAAUGCCUCAGGACUGCUACAAAAGAGCCAAAGUCAGAGAAAUAUGUGAGGUGAUAUGUUCAGGUAUACAACCGUUACAGAACUUGAUAGUUUUGAUCCAUGUAGGUGAAGAAAAGAAGAAAGAAUGGGCUCAACAUUGGAUUACAAGAGGCUUUCGUGCAGUUGAGAAACUGUUGUCUUCCAUCGCAGGGAAAUAUUGUGUUGGGGAUGAAAUAACACUUGCAGAUUGCUGUCUUGUACCACAAGUAUUUAAUGCCAGAAGGUUCCACGUCGACCUAAGGCCUUUUCCAAUAAUACUACGUAUCGACAGGGAGUUGGAGAACCAUCCAGCAUUCCGUGCUGCCCAUCCAUCAGCUCAACCAGACUGCCCUCCUGAAGCAGCUAAAUAAACAUAUUUGACAGAGGAAGUUUUUGUUAAUAGAUCAAUUUAGAUUUGAACACAUUCCAUGUACUUAUAUAAUUUGGAUUUUAUGUAUUUAAUAUUAUUUAGUGUUGUUAUUUUUUUUCUUUGUUAUAUUAUUAUUCUAAAUAUAAAAGGAAUUUAUUAGAAAUAUUGUAUUUGAAAUGAUUAAAAUUUAUACUUAAAAUACUGUAAGGGGUUGACACCAGGGGUGGUUUGAUUUAGCUUGACUAAUUCGUAGGUAAUUAGACAUUUUGCAUGCUUUGAAGAAUGAAAAAGUUGGAGAAUUUUGUUUUAGGGUAGUGCAGCACAACUUUAUUGAGUGGUUUUGCAAACAUAUUUUAUUGCAUCAUUGCUUAGGUUGACUGGGAAAUUUAAACACUUAUGGCCAUACAAAUUCACCUGGUAUAAAGUUAUAACUGAGAAUAAGCAAAUAAUAUGCAAAAUGUUGAUUAUAAUUAUGAAAACACUGUUACUCAAUGAUAGUUUUAAAGUUCUCCGAAUGUGAGACAGAGUCCAAAUAAACCAAUAAUAACCAAAAUGUCUAUUUGUAAAAGGCAUAAAAGGCAUUUAUUUUCUCAAAAUUGAUUCCUUUAGAAUAGGCCUUUUUGAUGUCAUUUUUAAUAUACUAGAUACUACUACCGCUUCGGAAACAAAUGGCGCUCUGAGCAUUCUUUUCUUUGCGCUCUUUUCUAUAAAAAUAUACAAUAGUGUACAGUCAUUUUGCAUAUUCUUGGUUUGUUCUCAGGUUUAACUUUAUACCAAGUUUAUUUGUAAGGCCGUUAGCCUUUUGAUGGGGCCAUUGUGUGUUGGUCUUACUCCAAUCAGCCCAGGCCCUCCCGGACUGCUUUAGGCGUCCAGAAGAGAUGCUGGAAAUCGGAGGGUUUGUGCCCCUGGUUCAGCCUUCAUGCAUCCCCUGCACAAAGGGCUGUCAGUCACAGCUAUAGUAAAUUAAGACGCUUGUUUAAGUGACCGUAGCCGGUUAUAAUACGUACAAUCUUGCGUAUUUUGUCCCUGUAUUGUCUGAUCACGUUGCGGGCAGACCUCUUUGAUCCCACAGGAACUGCGAUCUUUGUUUGCCGGCAUGCUUUACUAUUUCUCCCUAAAAUUAUAUAGGUAACACCCAAACUCGGGGAGAGUACAAUUUUCGGUCGUUGGAAUUUAAUUUAAUUUUAAUGGUAAUUUCCUCUUGUUUGUGAUGAGGUAAGGUUCUGCCUAUUGUUUUGGAUUUUUGUCAUUGAUGUUCGUCACACCAUUUUUUGUACAAUCUGAAAGGCUGAACCAAUGUUUUUAAUGGAAUUAAAAUAGUUUUAUAGUUAUUGGUGUGUCGAAAUAUCAGUCACUAUAUUUUAACUUGACGUCGGUGCCAACUUUCUUUGGUAAUAGGCGUUGUUCAGGAUUCAUGGCAGUCGGCUCUUGUACUUAAGUAUUUCUUAUUCUUAAAAAGAUGACGGCUCGGAUGCAGCAACAGCUUUACCUCAAAAGAUUGGUUUCUAAUUUUCUGGCCUGACCAGCACCAUUUACCCUGAUUCUUGAUAGCAAACUCAAGCACCGAGUUCCAUGCCAUUUGAAUUAUCAAGGAUAAAUUGUCUAUUACUUACCACCAUAGAAAUCUUAAUAAGAAGGUAGGUAUUAAAAGUGACAUAAUUAAUUACUAUAAUUAUAAUUAAUGACUUAAAGAUCUCCAGCUAGUAAGUAGUGAUUUAGUAUUAAGUGCUGCAUUAUAGGUACCUUCAAUUUUUGUACUGUUAUGUAUAUGCAACAGUCAUCCCGUAAGGAAUUAGUACUAUUAAUAGUUCUAUUAUCUUCUCAUUUCGAUUGUGCAUAAAACCAAUCUAUUAACAAGAAUCCAUCUGCGAUAUUCCCAAGUCAUAAUAUGAGUGCCGUUAAAAUAAGCGGAUUGAAUCAUUUUUCUUUCAAUUUCUAUUCUAUAAAAAAACUGACCUUUGCCAUACUUAUCGAAAGAAAAUAAUCUUUCAUAUUAUUUUCGCGUGUUGAAUCGGAAAAUAUAUUAUAGUUAGUGGUGUUUGUAGGCUUAGUGUGUUAAUGUAUAGUCGUGAAUUGUACCUUAAGAUAUUUUCAUGUCAUGCUUUUAAUUAAGAAAAUUACACACAAUAAUUAUCUGUAAGUACGUAUUGUGCCAUUUUAAACUUUAUUAAUUGGUAAGAUGAAUAAGCAUUCAAUUUGUGACCUUUUUUACUCUAAUAUUAAACAACUGAAAGAUAAA
Molecule: messenger RNA, 3200 nt
Organism: Leptidea sinapis
Lineage: Eukaryota; Metazoa; Arthropoda; Insecta; Lepidoptera; Pieridae
Gene: GSTz1
Product: probable maleylacetoacetate isomerase 2
Exons: 5
Coding region: 318-962 (214 amino acids)
Biological process (GO): L-phenylalanine catabolic process; glutathione metabolic process
Cellular component (GO): mitochondrion; cytoplasm
Molecular function (GO): maleylacetoacetate isomerase activity; glutathione transferase activity
Source: RefSeq, a predicted model, not a curated record